This is a messenger RNA of Heterobilharzia americana, 866 nucleotides long. NCBI's taxonomy places the organism in Eukaryota, Metazoa, Platyhelminthes, Trematoda, Strigeidida, Schistosomatidae. The record is from the annotation of a GenBank genome assembly.
GUAUAUAGCAAAUAUUCUUUAUCCAAUAUCUUGAAACACAAAAUCAGCCGUAAGAUCCUCUUCAAAAUGGUCUUUUAUGUAUUGUAUACAGAUGGUUAGUGACGAAUACAUAAAUUUAUUAAAAUUCAGGUCAUUUAUAAACUAAGACCUCCUAUGUAUAUUCAGCAACAAUUUGUACGAAUAUUUCAUUUUUCGUACAGAGGGUCGUGUGGUUGAGACAUUUUGCCACACAGUUAAUCUCCUAACUUUCACAUCACUUUCUAACUUCUCAUUGCAUUUUCUAGGUGUCUAGUUCUUUUUUUCACGUAAAUACACGAAAUCAAUUUUAUAAUUUUUAUGACUGUCCUGUCUUUCGGCUAUCUUUUGAUAAGUUACAAUUAGUUACUUCCAUUUUUUAUUUUUAGGUAUACUUAAUUCCACGCAAGAUAUGAUAAUACCUAUAUAUGGACCAAAUGGAGAAGUCGAUGAAUGGCUGUUGAUUGAGCUACAAGGUGAUAUUCUGUCCAAAACAAGUAAUUCUCUGGAGGGUAGAACAUUAGGUGAUCUACAUUUCUCACAACAGGUUCAAUUAUUUUAUUUCAUCUUUUGUAAUCUGUAUUUCUUUUUCCAGACUGGUGAUCCAGUUUUCCUUAUUGGUCAUCACGUCCUAUUUGGCAAAUUAAUUAACUUAGAGAAACCAAUGCUUAUCACAAAAAAAUGUGCUACCUCAGGGAAACUAAGUUAUGAAAUUGUUUCUGUCAUUCGCAGGAAAUUAUUGUUUAAAACGCGUCCCAAACCAAUUAUUUCAUCGGUUUCUAAAAAGGUUUAAGAAGCACAAUGAUAUAACCAGUUUAUGAAUGUGAUCCAUUAUUGUAAAUAUAUGCUUG